Dicentrarchus labrax (European seabass) is the source of this 2647-nucleotide messenger RNA. RefSeq names its product NLR family CARD domain-containing protein 3-like. Lineage: Eukaryota; Metazoa; Chordata; Actinopteri; Moronidae. The coding region runs from base 62 to 2455 and encodes 797 amino acids. The record is from RefSeq and is a predicted model, not a curated record. Gene Ontology annotation, molecular function: protein binding. The transcript is spliced from 5 exons.
UAUACCCGUUAGAACUGUGCUAACGAUCGGAGUGGCAGGCAUCGGAAAGUCAUUUGCUACAAUGAAGUACAGACUGGACUGGGCUGAGGGUACCGCCAACGAGGACAUCUUUUUUAUGUUUCCAAUUUCUUUUCGGGAGCUAAAUUUGAGAAAAGAGGAAGACCAUAGCUUGGAGAAACUUCUUAAUAUGUUUUUCCCAGCUAUGGAAACAUCAGAAAUAACAGACUAUGACAAGUACAGAAUUCUGAUUGUCCUGGAUGGUUUUGAUGAAUGUCGCCUUAAUCUUGACUUCACUGAAAGGAACAGUUGCACAGAUGUGAGCGAGACAACCUCACUGAAUGUUCUGCUGACAAACCUCAUCCAAGGAAAUCUGCUUCCUAAAGCUCAAAUCUGGAUCACGUCCCGACCUGCAGCAUCCAACAAUAUCCCUCCUGGUAAAGUGGACCGGGUUACAGAGGUGCGAGGAUUCAAUGAUGAGCAGAAGGAGAAGUACUUUAUGAAGAGAUUCAGUGAUAAAGAUCUGGCUGAGAAAAUCUUGUCACAUGUCAAGAAAUCAAGGAGUCUUUAUAUCAUGUGUCACAUCCCUGUCUUCUGUUGGAUCACAUCAAAAGUUCUGGAAGACCUUAUGAACAAAGACGAAGAAGGGAUGAUGCCCAAGACUCUGACUGACAUGUACAUACACUUUGUUUUGUUACAAUGCCGACAGGGUAAAGUGAAGUAUGGUGGAGAUGAGACAGGUGAGAGCUCUGAGACAGAUUCAUGCUGCUAUACAAGCAACCGGGAAACAGUCAUAUCUCUGGGGAAACUGGCCUUCCAGGGGCUAGAAGAAGGAAACCUUCUCUUCACUGAAGAAAACUUGAAGGAGUGCGGUGUUAACAUCACAGAGACUGCAGUCUUCUCUGGAUUAUUCACUCAGAUUAAACGAGAAGGCUGUGGGUUGUCCCAACAGAAAUUGUUCUGCUUUGUCCAUAUGAGCAUUCAAGAGUUCCUGGCAGCUUUUCAUGUCUUUCACACAUUCAAUGACAAAGGUGAAAAUCUGCUCACAAAACCCGCUUCAACAGUUGCUGCCUCUGACUUCUACAAGACAGCAGUGGACAUGGCUUUAGAUAGCAAAAAUGGAGACUGGGAUCUGUUUCUCCGCUUCCUGCUAGGCCUCUCUCUGGAGACCAAUCAGAAUCUACUGCAAGAGCUGCUGAACAAGACAGAAAAUAACGAGGAGACCAACAAGGCAACAAUCCAGUACAUCAAGGAAAGGAUUAGGGAUGAAAACAGUGAUCCUGAUAAAAAUUGCAAUCUUUUCCACUGUCUGAAUGAGCUGAAUGAUCACUCUCUAGUGGAAGAAGUAAAAACGUACCUGCACUCUGAAACACACACAUUUGAAAAUUUCACCCCCUCACAGUGGUCAGCUCUGACCUUUGUGCUGCUGACAUCUGAUGAGGAUCUUGAUGUGUUUGACCUGAAAAAGUACCUGAAAUCAGAGAAAGUUCUGCUGGGAAUGUUGCCGGUGGUCAAAGUCUCCAAAACUGUUUUGUUGAGUUGGUGUGAGCUCUCUAAAGAAUCCUGCAAAGGUCUGUCAUCUUCAGUCCUCAGCUCCCCGUCUAAUCUCACACAGCUAGACCUGAGUCAUAAUGACCUGCUGGAUUCAGGUGUGCAGAUGAUUGCUGAUGGCCUAAAGAGUCUUCACUGUAAGCUGGAGAUUCUAAAGUUGUCAGGUUGUCAGGUGACAGAGAAAGGUUGCUUAUCCCUGGUCUUAGCUCUUAAGUCAGAGAAAAAGUCAUCCCUGAAACAGCUGGAUCUGAGCUACAACCACCCAGGAGCCAAUGGAAAGAUGGAGCUCACUGCUAUAGCAGAGGAUCCAAAUAUGAGCCUGAAGGAACUCUGUUUGGACCAUGAUGGAGAGCAUCGGUUAAAGCCAGGACUGAAGAAGUAUGGUGCAGAUCUGAAGCUUGAUGAAAACACAGCAAGCAAGAGGCUUGUUUUUUCUGAAGGAAACAGGAAAGUAAAAACUGUAGGGAGGGUGGAGGAGAAGGUGGAACGACCUGAAAAUGAGGACCGGUUUAUGAGAUCUCAGGUCAUAUGUGAGGAGGGUCAGAAGGGCCUCUGCUACUGGGAAGUGGAGUGGAAAGGGACGGUCGGCAUUGUAGUGACAUAUAGAGGAGUGAGCAGAAAAUGGGACAGUAGUGGUGGCCUGGGAUGCAAUGAGAUGUCCUGGAGUCUGAUCUGCUCGAAGACUGGAUACACUGCCAGACAUGGGAAGACAUCCAGACAUAUUAAAGGGCCCCCUUGCCACAAAAUAGCAGUGUUACUAGAUUGGGAAGGUGGUACUGUGACUUAUUACAGUGUCACAUCUGGAAAGCUGAGCCUCAUACACACCUUCGAAGCCAAAUUCACAGAGCCCCUCUUCCCAGGCUUCUGGUUUGAGAGCGGCUCUGCGACUUUGUGUGAGAUAGACUGAACCCCUCUGUGAUGUCGUCAUGUAGUGAUCACUCAAUGCCCCACUUGACAUUUUGAUAGAUUAGAGAAAAGUAUACAUGCAUCAUUUUAUUACCAUAAUGUGGAACAUGACUAUAUCAUGUUGUUUUUCUACCCGUUCAUAUUGUAAGUCUUUAUAUUAACAUUGUGACAGAAGACAUGAAGUAACAUAAAU